Molecule: messenger RNA, 2788 nt
Organism: Lottia gigantea (owl limpet)
Lineage: Eukaryota; Metazoa; Mollusca; Gastropoda; Lottiidae
Exons: 21
Coding region: 59-2203 (714 amino acids)
Biological process (GO): proteolysis
Molecular function (GO): serine-type endopeptidase activity
Source: RefSeq, a predicted model, not a curated record
AGAAAGAUAGCCUAGCUUGUAAGUUGUAAGCUUGCACUCUUUAUUGACUUACUGUCUAAUGCCCUUGCUUGCAGUUUACACUGAGCUGAAGAAGGUAGAAGAGAUUGUUGGAGUUUAUCGAGAUUUAGCUUCAAUUAGUUUACCAACCUCUGCACAAGUUCGAUCUGUUGAUGACCAGUUUCUUGCUGUAACAACACAAUGGAGUCAGCGAGAUCUAGAAAAGUCAGAGAAAACAAAUUUUACUGUGAAUUAUAUUUUGAAUGCCCAGGAUUAUUCUGUUCUGAUCAAAACACCAAGUCAAGAAGUAAAAAAUGAAAUCUGGAAAAAAGAAUCCCCUUCAGGAAAAUAUCAUGCUGUUGUUACAUCCUGGAAAAAUAAAAAAGGAGAGGAGAAACAAUUUAUUGAGAUUUGGAAUAGCCAAGGGAAGAUAAAAAAUUACGAUGUUUGUUCACAAGAGAAACAUGGCAAAGUAAACAACAAAGAUGAUACUUUUGGUUGUUUGCAAUGGUCUAAUAAUGAAGAGAAGCUUCUAUAUACAUCUGAAAGAAAACUUCCUAAAACUAAAAGUUUUUUUGGAACUACAAAUGGAAAUGAUGACAAAAAGGAAGAAAAGGACAUUGUUUUGGGUAAGGAACAUUAUACAGUAGAAGAUUGGGGUGAACAGUUAGUAAAGAAAUCAUGUUCUGUAAUAUGUAUACUAGAUAUUAAGUCAGGAACAAUAGAAGUAUUAGAUACACCUGCUGAUCUCUCUUGUGGACAGGCAUGUUGGGGUCCAGAAGAUAAUACAGUAGUAUUUACAGGCUGGAAUAAUGAUCCUUUUAGAUUGGGAUUGAAAUAUUGUACACAACGACAGAGCGCUGUGUACACUUAUGAUUUGAAAACACAGAAAAUAACAUCAAUAAGUGAUAAAACACAAUCUUCUAGAUCUCCAAAUAUUAGUCCUGACCAAUCAAAACUGGUUUAUUUUGAUCAGCCAAUAGGAGGAGCUCAUAAACAAUGUUCUAGAUUGAAAAUGUAUGAUUUUAAAACUCAGACUAAUCAAGUUAUAUUAGAUAUUGUACAUAGACCAAAAGAUGAAGUAUGUAAUGGUAUAUAUGAAGAUGUGUUGAUGUCAAGAUGUUGGAGUCAUGAUAGUAAACAGAUUAUAUUGUCAACAAGUUACAGGAGUAGAACUGUUUUAUACUGUAUAAAUGUGGAAACUAAAACAGUUCGUCAGCUGAAUGGAGGAAUAAAAGAUGGUUCAAGCAGUAUUGUUGAUAUUUAUAAGGAUAUUAUCAUUAUUUCUUGUACCUCACCAAACACACCACAACAUCUAAUGGUAGGAAAGUUGCUGUCCAACCCCGGUGAAGAAAUAAAAUGGCAUUAUCUUAACCAACCUGAGAUAGAUAAUAACAUAUCAUUCCACCUAUCUUCCCAUCAACCUACUACUGACAGAAAACAUUCCAAAUAUGGUUAUUUAGAUUAUGAGACUAUAUUAGUUCUUCCAAAGACAACUGAUGAUAAAAAACCACCAUUGAUUCUCUUUCCUCAUGGAGGUCCACAUACAACAUUUGAUACUUUAUAUAUGAUGUACGUAGCUGGCUUCUGUAAAUGUGGUUUUGCUGUUUUGAUGGUAAAUUAUCGAGGAUCUCUCGGUUUUGGACAAGAUAGUGUUGAGUCAAUACUAGGGAAUAUUGGUGAUCAAGAUGUCAAGGAUUGCAAGGCAGCAGCAGAUGAAAUAAUUUCAAAAGGACUUGUUGAUGGUCAGAAAGUUUUUAUGUUUGGUGGCAGCCAUGGUGGUUUUCUUACAACACAUCUCAUUGGUCAAUAUCCUGAUUUUUUCCAAGCUGGAUGUUGUCGUAAUCCAGUAACUAAUCUAACUGUAAUGACAGGAGUAACAGAUAUUCCAGAUUGGGUGUAUGUAGAAUCAGGGUUUGAUUAUAAUCAUUCAUGUUUAUUAAAUCCUAGCUAUAGUGAAGAAAUGUGGAAACGUUCCCCUAUUAGAUAUGUAGAUCAGGUGAAAGCUCCAUUAUUGUUAAUGAUUGGUAAAGAUGAUCUACGUGUUCCACCUUCACAAGCUAAAGAAUAUUACAGAGCUCUAAAAACUAGAAAUAUUAAAACAAGGUUGAUUGAAUAUGAAGAUAAUUGUCAUCCUAUAGUAAAAGUGGAUUCAGAAGCCGAUGCUUUUGUGAAUAUUAUGUUAUGGUAUAAAGAACAUUCCUGAUUACUGAAAAAUAAACAGGAUCAAAGAAUCUAUUUUAAAAGAUUGAUCUAGAAAUCCGUCUUGCUCCCAAGUCUGAUAUGCUUUUCAAUAAUAAAUCAAUAAGAUCAUAAUAGACAAUAUAAUACUAAUAAUUCAAGGUUUGAUACCUAUCAGAUCUUUAAACAUUUGAGUUCUUUCACUUAUAUAAUCUUAUUUAUCAUUAUACUGAAAAGAAAGGGUUAACCUUAAAAAAGAAACAAAAAUCAACAAUGGUUCAAACUUGUUUAACUCCAUAUUGAAAAUUAUUUUUAAAAUGGCGUGUGUAAAAACUUUCAACAAAAGAUCUUGAUGCAGAAAUAUAAUUAUAUUGGGACUUUAUUUUUAUACAUUCUACUCAAAAAGUGCCUUUAAUUGAUGUUUUUUUUUAGUUGAAUACAAAUCGAUAUCAACAUAAUAUUUAAGAUUCAAAGCAGCAUCUAUAUUUGUAUGGAUGUAAUUAAAAAUUUUUUUUUUUAAAUGAAAUGUAUUGAUUUGUACAAUAGAAUGUUAGUGUUAUUUGUAACUGAGAUUGAUUAUGCUUGUUUAAAUAAAUAAUGUUAGGUCAUU